AUGAAUGCUGAGGGAAUCCGGCCGCCUGUUGAUGACUGCGUUGUCAGGAUGUUGACUCUUAGCGGCAAGAGCAGAGAAACUGAUAUCCUGUGCGCCGUUCUGGUACCUAGGGACGCCGUGGUGAGCUUGACUGAAGUUCGCAAGGAUGUUGGCACUGAAGAAGAAGCAUGUCUGAGCCAGGACCGGAGACGAUUUGAUUGGCUCGAAAGAUGUAACAGGAUUCUGGUGUAUGGUUCCCCUAAUACGAUCAAUGCUCUGGGCGACACCUUGGUUAUACGAGAACUUAAGGAGUAUCUGGAAGGCGUGGACCCACAGGGCAACUUCUCACACGUGUCUGACCAAAUUUGCCACGAGAGCGCGGGUCAGACGAUGGCACAGUUACGGAAAGUGUGCGAUCUCGAUUCCGACCCACUGCAAGUGACGGCUUGUAGACGUCUGAAUUUUGAGGAGUUAGAGGACCUUCUUCAAAGCGUGCCAGAAGACUGGGUGCCAGCACUGCAAAGGUCAGCUCUCCAAUGCGGCAUAUUUGAUGUUGAAAGCGGCUGGAGUUGCCGGUCGACACGGUGCGUACCAAACAAAAUGUGUGUAGCGGUGUCCACCGGGGCCACCAUACUAAGUGGGAUAGCUAUUUGGGCAUUAUACAAUUGGUUAAAACCACGUAACUCAGAAGCGGCCGCACAUUCCGUGAAUGGGAUCUUCAAUAUGAGUGGCACAACCAGCGUGAAUGAGAACUUUACCAUGAGUCGUUCAACUCCCAUGGACUUGAUACAUUCAGUUCACCACAGGUCCAGUCCCGAGGACACAUUCACAAGUUUUGACUCGUCGAUCGCUGUGAGCAUGACCAAGGAAGUGCUGAAGGCGUUCCAGACGGAGACGACCACACAUUCAAUGAAAGCUAUGUCCAGUAUCAACGGCACAAUCGCCAUUAACAAGAACGUCACCAAGAGGGGGUCGACCGUUUUCGACUUCGCCGAUGAAGGGGUGACGGAAGCUCUUGAGACGAGUACAAGCGAACACCCAGUCCAAAACAGCCCGGAAGACAAUUUCGCUAGCCUCGCCGCGUCGGUCGCUGUGAACUUAGCGAAGGAAGCGCUGAGGGCUUCUGAGACGACUACGCCGUCCGCAAACGGGACGCUCAGUGUCGAUGGGACAGCCACCACGAGGCUCCUGAACCUUCCGUCGACCGCUGUGAGUGCGACCUCGCCGGUGAUUCGCAGCAAGGUUGUGACAAGCACCGGCCCGGAGACGACCACAGAGUAUACAAGUCGUUUCAAGACGACGAUGAGCAACGCAGCGUUGGACAGGAUCCGGCUCCCAUGGUCAUAUUGCGAUGAUCUAUUCAAAUCAAAGGGUUUUAAGAAUGGCGGUUGGUCCAAAAUGGGCGAACCGGGAUGGGCAUAUCCGUGCCGAGGCCGCAGCGGAGUCUUGUUGUGUAAGGAACGUGGCACAGAGUCGAACAACACCUGUUACUUUUUCGGCGCUCCAUGGAGAUACGACGCCUUUGCGGUGCACGAUGCGAUUCGAUCUCACGUACUCAAUAAUGGAGAGUGCGCUGUACGAUGCGAUAGUGAAGAUGAAAUGGUGCGUCAUCUGUGGGAGGAAGCUGCCGACCAUUUGCUCUACGUACCAGCUCACGUGCGGAAACGGCGGGCAGAUUUUGAUGAUAUGUUGCAGGGACGCUAUCCUCUCGACAAGAAGUGCUCUGGGUGGUGUAAAGAUGACGGGUGCGUCAAAGGUGAUUUCAAUUCCGUCCCGGACUGUCGCUGUGCCGUUUCCAAGGUCAACUGUUUCGUGCGGUCAAAGCUUGACCACAUUUUUCAGAACGUUGAAUCGCUUGCCUUCGAUGCUGACACGCGGUAUAUGUUUAGCAGUCAUUCUGCAUUCAACGCAAAAGAGUAUUUCGACGUUAAGAACUGUAGCUACGAGUGUCGAUGGUUGGAUUUAGACUUGGCCAAAACUGCAGUUACCAGGCGGAUGUUCGAGGUGGAAAGCACAGAAGAUACGAGUGGCUUCAAGACAAGAAUGAGCAGUCGCGAAUUAAGAAGGCUUGCGCUUACAUGGGAUCAGUGCCGUAAACUUUUCACGAGAGAGGGUGGCAAAGCCCGGUUCGAGUCGGUGGAACCGUUGGGGCGAUAUCCGUGUGGAGGCGGCAGCGGUAUUUGGACUUGUAGAAAGCAGCAAUCAUGUCACCGUUUUGGCGGUCCCUGGAUGUUUGAUGUCUUCGCCGUACAGGAUGCGGUUAGGCAUCAUCUGAGGAACGAUAGAGAUUGUGCCGCAUUAUGUUACGGUCCGGAGGAUAUGGUGCGUGAUCUGUGGCAGGAGACAGAAGCAAAUUUGGCUUCUUUCCCUCACCACAACCAAACUCCCCGACGGGAAGAUUUCAACGCCGCCCUGUCGCAUCUCUAUCCAGUGAACAAACCUUGCUCCUCUUCCUGUGUGAACUGUGAUGAAAAUGAUUUCGCCCCCGUCAAGGACUGCUUAUGUCAUGUGGCGAGAGUCAACUGCCCCGUCCGAGACAUGUUGGAUAAUCUUUGGUUCCAGCUUGAAUCCUUUGCUUAUGACACGAGUCCGCGAGAUGCGUUCAGAAGCCUUUCUCUGUUCAACACAAAGGAGGAGAAGUACCUGGUGGGAAAGUGCGACUCUGAAUGCCACAUACACUCCUUAGAGCUUUAA
This is a messenger RNA of Gregarina niphandrodes, 2673 nucleotides long. RefSeq lists its product as hypothetical. Lineage: Eukaryota; Apicomplexa; Conoidasida; Eugregarinorida; Gregarinidae. The record is from RefSeq and is a predicted model, not a curated record. The coding region runs from base 1 to 2673 and encodes 890 amino acids. The transcript has a single exon.